GAGGCAAGAAGUGCAGUACAACAUUUCAAUCCGUUUCUCCUGAUAACCUUGAGAGAAGAUUGGAUUUCAAGUAUGCCGCCUUCAUUUGGAACUUCUGGCGCACCGCCUGAGCCGACCCGGCUAAGGCAAAUUGCUUUAGUCGUCAGGGACUUAAAGAAAGCAGAGCAAUUGUUGGUAAGUUGAGUCGAAACUCUGGCAUACAGUCAGGAUAACGCGAAAGAUUUGUCCAAAGUUGUGUUCAGACCUAGCAUGUGCCUGGAAUGAAGCCACCAAAAGCCAUGGGCUGCAUUGUGAAUCAACUGCUGAUAGCUGACCACUUGCAGACCAAGGUGCUCGGCGUAGAGGUAUGCUUCCGAGAUCCAGCUGUUGCGCAAUGGGGCCUCGAGAACUUCCUUUUGCCGAUUGGCGGUGAUAUCAUCGAGGUCGUUGCGCCAUUCAAAGAGGGCACCACCGCUGGCCGUUUGCUGGAGAAACGUGGCGAAGGAGGCUAUAUGAUCAUCAUGCAAAAUCUCAAUGCUCAAAAGCGUCGUCAGUACAUCGAAUCCAAGAAGCUCUCCAAGGUCAUCUUUGAGCAUGUACAUGACGACGUCACGUGUAUACAGUACCACCCCAAGGGCAUCAAGGGUGGUAUGAUGCCCGAACUCGACAGUCACGCAGCCACCGAGGCAAACCCGAAUCCAUUGAAGGACCGUUUCUCGCCCUGGCACGCCUGUGGUAAGGACUAUGAGCACUAUUCUAGGCUGAUGCGGAAAUACGGAGAUCUGCACCUCUCAAGUGCGCUGCUGAGACUUGCGCCUGGUGAUUGGGAUACCGAGGGUGCGAGUAGGCAAUGGGAAAGUAUUUUUGGCGUUGGUAUGAGCAGAGACCUCGUGGCUUUCACGAAUGCAAGAAUGGGCUUCGUGCGCGGCCAGGAGGGAAAGCCAGAGGGCCUGGAUAGUAUAACCAUAUCCGUCAACGAUGGGGCCAGACUAGAUGGCAUCUUGCAGCGUGCUAGCGAUUUGGGACUGUGCGGAGAUGGAUUCGUGAACAUGUGCAAUGUCAAGUGGUACUUCAGAUACGCUGGGGGAGGAAGGGCACCUAGCAGACUCUGAGCAGAAUGCAAAACACUAAAUAUUAUC
Verruconis gallopava is the source of this 1118-nucleotide messenger RNA. RefSeq lists its product as hypothetical. The record is from RefSeq and is a predicted model, not a curated record. The transcript is spliced from 2 exons. Bases 261 to 1091 code for a protein of 276 amino acids. Lineage: Eukaryota; Fungi; Ascomycota; Dothideomycetes; Venturiales; Sympoventuriaceae.